Molecule: messenger RNA, 1277 nt
Organism: Cornus florida
Lineage: Eukaryota; Viridiplantae; Streptophyta; Magnoliopsida; Cornales; Cornaceae
Product: short integuments 2, mitochondrial
Exons: 8
Coding region: 34-1164 (376 amino acids)
Cellular component (GO): mitochondrion
Molecular function (GO): GTPase activity; GTP binding
Source: RefSeq, a predicted model, not a curated record
GUUUAGAAAGUUUCAGAGUAAGAGGAGAGAGAUAUGGGAGGAGUGAGUAGGAUAGUGAAGAAGAGUUUGGGAGAGAUGGGAUUCAGCAUGGAUGGUGGAACCAUCAACUGGUUCCCGGGCCACAUGGCUUCUGCCACUCGGGCCAUUCGCCACCGGCUCAAGCUCGCCGACCUCGUCAUCGAAGUCCGCGACGCUCGCAUACCAUUAUCCUCUGCAAACGAAGACCUCCAGGCUAUGCUCUCCUGCAAAAGACGUGUUAUCGCUCUCAACAAGAAAGAUUUGGCCAAUCCCAAUAUAAUGCAUAAAUGGACUAGUUAUUUUGAUUCGCGCAAGCAAGACUGCCUAUCGAUAAAUGCACACAGCAAAAGCUCUGUUAGGAAGUUGCUGGAUCUGGUGGAAUUGAAACUGAAGGAAGUAAUUUCAAGGGAACCUACUCUCCUGGUUAUGGUAGUUGGUGUACCCAAUGUUGGCAAGUCGGCUUUAAUUAAUUCUAUCCAUCAUAUCGCGUCAACUCGCUUUCCUGUGCAGCAGAGAACGAAGCGUGCUACAGUGGGACCAUUGCCUGGUGUUACUCAAGAUAUUGCAGGAUUCAAGAUCGCCCACAAGCCUAGCAUAUAUGUUUUGGAUACACCAGGGAUAUUGGUCCCCAGUAUUCCAGAUAUAGAAACAGGGUUGAAGCUAGCUCUAGCAGGGUCCGUGAAAGAUUCAGUAGUUGGUGAAGAGCGUAUUGCUCAGUACUUAUUAGCAGUUUUGAACACUCGGAGCACUCCCCUCCACUGGAAGCGCAUAAAUGAUAGAAGAUUUGAGGGGCUUCAACAUGAAUCUGAUGGCAAACAUGAGUAUAAUCUUAAAGAUCUUCUGUCAAAAAGGAGGAAGCCAUUGGACAGGUCUGAUGUACAUUACAUAGAGGAUGUUGUUACUGAAGUCCAAUGUGCACUUUAUGCGUCGCUCUCAGAAUUCAGUGGUAAUCUGGAAGACGAAGGUGAACUGGAGAGUCUUAUAGAACAGCAGUUUGAAGCACUUCAGAAGGCACUGAAAAUACCUCAGAAGGCAUCAGAAGUUCGCACUGUGGUGUCAAAAAAGUUCCUUACUUUAUUUAGGACAGGUAAACUCGGUCCUUUCAUCCUAGAUGAUGUACCUGAUACCUCUAAUUCUGUAUCUUGAAAUCCCUUGUCAGGCAUAUUGUAAUUUUCCCCCUUGAAUAUUUACCGCACUGCCCGCAUGUAAUCACAACAUUGUCUGCCUGAAAAAAUGAAUAUUUUUCUCUAACAGUAAAA